Messenger RNA from Columba livia (rock pigeon), 723 nucleotides. Its product is annotated as T-cell receptor-associated transmembrane adapter 1-like. The record is from RefSeq and is a predicted model, not a curated record. Bases 1 to 723 code for a protein of 240 amino acids. Gene Ontology annotation, cellular component: T cell receptor complex. Gene Ontology annotation, biological process: positive regulation of T cell receptor signaling pathway; negative regulation of receptor recycling. Lineage: Eukaryota; Metazoa; Chordata; Aves; Columbiformes; Columbidae. The transcript is spliced from 5 exons.
AUGGAUUCGCUAAAUGAGUAUCAUGGGCUGUCCAUGCGCUGGAGUCUCGCUGAUGAUACGUCCGAUGAUGGGACCCAGCUGAUUGAGGAACACACCUCACAGGAGAUUCUGUUCUCAGCUUCUCGAAGCGGCCUUGAGAUUUGUUUGAGCCAGACUAAUUCAGCAACAAAUCUUUAUCCAUCAAAACCCUUCCACAGGGUAGUAGAAGCUAUUAUUGGAAAGAUUCACUGUGGGACUGAGGCAUGUUUCAUUUGCUCUUUCUUUUUUUUUUUAACAAAUUUUCCUGCUAAAAAGUAUAAAGACUAUGAAGACAACAGUCCAAGCUAUGAUGGCUACUACACAGAAGAUGACCCAGUUUAUGGCAAUCUCAAUCAAGAUAUUUUAGAGGAAUGUUGUUACGGGCAGAUGAAGUCCCAGCCUCAAAGGCCAGUUAACCAGCUACAGGUGGAGUCUGCCCAUCAGAUGUGUUAUGCCUCACUUGAUCACAGUGUCAAGGGAAAACGCAGAAAACCGAGGAGAAAGAAAGGCCCUUCAUUAGAGGAGGAUGAAGAAGAAAGAUCAUCUAACCCCACCAUGAUGGCUUCCAAAGUUAGCAUUUAUCUCAACAGUGAGCAGCUGGCUGCUGAAAACACGACAAACGUAGAAGCCAUUCAUGAUGAUCCCAUGAGAUUAAUGGGCUUGAUUCGUACUACAAAGGAGAGAACAUUUGAAGUGGCUUCAUAA